CCAGAAGACAUCAACUUAAUUAAGCAAAAGAGAACGGAAAAAAAAAAUCAAAGAAAACCAUGAUGAAUUUUCAGACACUUGUAAAGAGUUAUGAGAGCAACAAACCAUACAUAGCAAUGCUUCUAGUUCAAGCUAUAUAUGCAGGCAUGGCUUUGUUAUCCAAAGCAUCCAUUUCUUCAGGAAUGAAUCCUUUCAUUUUUGUUGUUUAUCGUCAAGCCUUUGCCACUCUCUCACUUGCCCCAUUCGCUUACUUCUUUGAAAGGAAGGAUGUACCUCACUUAUCCUAUACCUUGAUAUGGAAGAUUUUCUUCAGUUCUUUAAUAGGGUUAACCAUAACUUUGAAUAUGUACUAUCAUGGACUCAAUCAUACAUCUGCAACGUUUGCUGCUGCCUCGACUAACCUGAUUCCAGCUAUUACCUUUGUGAUAGCUCUUAUUCUAAGGAUUGAGAGAAUCUACAUAAAAGAGUUGCAUGGUUCGGCUAAAUUGAUUGGAUCAAUAGUUUCGGUUUGUGGGGCUCUUGUGUUUGCUUUUGUUAAAGGGCCAUCUUUGAACUUCAUGACAUGGUACACUUCUGGAGAAAACAGUGAAGUUGCUUCAACGACAAAUCAGUUCAGUUCAACAGGAGAGUUUAUUAAAGGGCCCCUUACAAUUCUUUUCGCAAACAUUCUUUGGUCUUGUUGGAGCAUUAUGCAGGCACCUAUUAUGAAGGAAUAUCCAGCAAAGCUAUCUCUAAUCACUCUUCAGUGUUUCUUUAGCAUGAUACAAGCAACACUGUGGGCCGGAGUCAUGGAAAGGAACCUAUCAUCAUGGAAGCUUGGGUGGGAUGUUAAUCUCCUUUCAGUGGCCUACUGUGGAGUAAUUGUAACAGCAUUUACAUAUUGGUUGCAACUAUGGUCGAUACAAAAAAGGGGGCCAGUCUUCACUUCUAUGUUCACUCCUUUGGCUCUCAUCAUUACUGCCGUCGUAUCCUCAUUCGUCUGGAAAGAAAUCAUUUACGUGGGAAGUGUUUGUGGAGCGGUGUUACUAGCAGCAGGAUUGUACCUUGUUUUAUGGGGAAAGAGUAGAGAACUCGAUGGUAAAAUUAGUGAACAAAAACCUGAAGAGGAAACCACGUUGGAGUCCAUUAAAACGCAAGAGUGAAAAUGUGUCAAAUCCUAAAGACAAGUCUGGGGGGCCAGAUUGUGUCAUAGGCACGCACGAAAAUGGUGGCCAUCACUCAACACAAUGUACCCCAUCAACAUGGCCCAUAAAAUAUCACACAAGCGCAUGUACUAUAUAUCUAAUAAUGAAUCAGAUCUUUUUUGU
This is a messenger RNA of Lactuca sativa (garden lettuce), 1307 nucleotides long. RefSeq names its product WAT1-related protein At1g43650. Gene Ontology annotation, cellular component: membrane. Gene Ontology annotation, molecular function: transmembrane transporter activity. Lineage: Eukaryota; Viridiplantae; Streptophyta; Magnoliopsida; Asterales; Asteraceae. The record is from RefSeq and is a predicted model, not a curated record.